GGAAACAUCUAGUCCGGCGGUCCACUACCACUGACAGAAUACAUCUUGUCCGGCGGUCCAGUACAGAGACAGGGUACAUUUACUUCGUGCAGAAUUCCGUCAUCUGAGUCUGUUCCGGGUAUUAGUUUGGAUCUCAUGAACAACAAGUGGAGAGCCAAUUUACGCAAAGACAGUCGGAGGAAUUCGUGUGAAUAAAUUUAUUCUACCGGAAAUUUGGAACCUUGGCUCGGAUUUGUCUUCAGUAUUUUUUGUCGUCCUUGACGUGGACUGUGGAAUUAACAUUUUUCUUCUAGGAAAGUUUUUGUUAGAUUUGCAGUUCAACGGUAAUGUUGCCAAUGGACAGGAUGAGUGUGCGGUCAAUGUUUCAGAUAUGCUGGACAGUGUCCUUUCUGUCGUAUACAGCAAGUAUUGUAGUGAAUUAUACAGCGGACACUCUACCAACUUCGUUUCAAUUGACAAAUUAUUCAACAGAAGCCACACAUACAACGACCCCUAGAUCGACUGAUCCGAAUGAGGAUGUCGUAGCUAUGUUCUUGGAGCAAGUAGAAAAAUACGAACAAAACAAAGAAAACUGUACAACUGGUACUCAGUACAACCUCGGAAAAGGUGUUAUCCAACAGUAUGGUAAAAACAGAUUCAAACCACAGGCACUUGUGUCCGUCAACCGCGCUAACUUUCUGACUAGAAUUUGGCGCGAGGCAGAUUCGAAAGUGGUCGAUUCGGAAUACCUCUUUUAUUCUCAAGUGCGCAACAUGUUGGAAGGUGAUCCCGAAAUUUUUGCCGCAGGAAACUGCUACGAUUUUAAGGAAUUUAAAAAUUACGUUAUGUAUUGUCCGUACGCAUACCGUACGGAUGAUGGAACAAUUAAUGUGAAGGACCUGUCCAUCGCGUAUCCUUAUCUGGGAAAUGAUUCCGAGUGGUUCCAUUCGGCUCGUAUGCGAGCCAGCAAAGUUCACAACUUCAACUACACUAUAGGGACUACAGAGCCUCGUUAUAACCAGACCACCCAUCUGGAAGCUGUGACAGACAAGGUGAUCACAGUAACUUAUGACGACGGACACUGGUCACGCCCCUACUUUGAUUGUGGGGGCGGUUACAUAUGGAUGAUGACAUAUACGGUUCCAUUUUUUGGCUUCAAAGACGGAAAGUUCAAGUUCAAAGGAACGAGUGGCAUCGAUAUAGCUUUACAAAAAGUGGACAUUGACCAGUGUCCACAGCCAGAAGGAGCCACGGAACCGAAUGUUUUUGCUGGGUCGGCUAGAUGUAAACCCUCCACAACAAGGUGUGAACCACUUCCACGACUGGGCUUCCGUAGAGGAUCAUACAAAUGUGUUUGUCUCGAUGGAUAUUACUUUCCGAACCUUGACUCACCUCAUCGCUACUUCAACGGCACCGAAGUAGAAUAUGAGUACGCUAAGAAGACAAGGGGCGAGGAGAACGUGUAUGACGUAUCGUUCGAGUGUCUGCCGUGCGCAGCCGGAUGUGACACAUGUGAGGACCCCUCACCCUGUAUCCUCACUCUCAAUUGGAUACAGCGUAGCGUCGUUCUGGGUGUCUCGGGGCUCAUCAUGUGCUGCAUACCAUUGCUGAUAUGGUUUACAGUACACUACAGGGAUGUCAAGGUCCUGAAAGCAUGUAGUCCUGUCCUGAUGAGAAUCAUUCUUGUUGGGGCAUUCCUUUUGUAUUGCCCGUUAAUUGUUGGAUACUUCGAAGCAACCGUCAUCACUUGUAUUUUGAGAUUCUGGUUCAGAGAAAUCGGAUUUUCAAUAUCCUACGGAGCCCUACUUUUGAAAACAUGGCGAAUAUCCGUUGUCUUCCGGGUGAGGUCGGCACAACGUGUAAAAAUUUCCGACGCAGACCUCAUAAAACGUCUUCUCAUCAUCAUUUUCAUCUGCGCAGCGUAUCUUACUGCGAGGACCAUAGCGGGCACGCCGAGGGUUAUAGAAGGUCGUAAUGUAGAUGACCUGAAGGCUUUCCAAUGUUCAGCAGAUUGGUGGGACCAUUCGGCAGCUAUAGCGGAGCUAAUAUUCCUACUGUGGGGGAUUCGCCUGUGUAUUGUCGUAAGGAAGGCGCCUUCAGAGUUCAACGAGAGUCGCUUUAUAAGCUGGGCCAUCUACAACGAGACACUGCUUUCCUUAUUUCUAAAUGUUUCCAUGAUAUUUUUACAAGAUCCUUUUCCGACGAAUCCGGACUUACUCCUCCUAGUUCUCUUUAUACACACACAGCUUACCACGACUGUUACAUUAGCAUUUCUGUUCGGAAGUAAGGCCUACCUGGUUUACAAAGGUUACAAGGGCGAAAACAGUAACCAUUCAACGAUGAUAAGCAAGAGUUCCAAGCAGCACCUCAACUCUAAUAAGCCCUCUUCGACCCUUAACACCUCCGUAUGUAACUCAUCUUGCAACUAUAACUACACAGAGAAAGGAGACGAAGCAGAAUGUGAAAGCUUGCUAGAAAAAGAUAUUCAGGAAGAAUUUCGGCGCCUUUACACUCAACUAGAGUUCUUAAAGCAAAGGAAUAUGAAAAUAGGAAAUAGACAUCUCCAACAUAAACUUUCUGCAAUGACUGAAGCAGCUCAGAAGGAAGAUUCACCCAAUUCAUCGCCCUCUUCCCCAAGUAUGAACGGGAAGCGGGUGGUUAUCAAUUUGGACUCGUUCAAGGAAGCAACGACCUUAUAACACAUCUGUCCUGUUUCAAACGUGAUGGAUUGGUGUCUGUAUUUCUAGAAGAAGACAUUUAAGUGGCUAUAUAUGUUCAACUUCAUAGAACAGAGACGUCAACAAUCGCUAAGUACGAACAGAAUAUGCAUUUGUUGUGAUACGAAAUCAUUUUGAAAAAUGACUAAGAUUUUGAAAUUACAAACAUUUAUGCUGUACGAAUCAGUGUGAAAUCGUUUCCGUGCACUGCUAUUUAAUAAUCAUAUAUACUUUAAUAUAUAACAUGUUUCUGCAAUAUAUAGUUCCGAAAUGUAUAGAUAAAAGGUGAGGUUUCAUGAACAGUGAAUAAAUCAAAAGUAUCCAUGGUUAUAACUCAUUGUGGGUCAUGCUUCAUGGAUGGAAAUCCACCCAGUACAGUAACAUGGUAUUGGUUCCUUGUUUAUAAUCACAUAUUUGAAAAUUUAAAAAAAUUGAUGUAUUUGUGGUUUCAAAUUUCUGUCUUGUAUAUAAUUUCUUUCUUUUUUUAAUUUCUUGAUAUUUGAAACAAAUGUGCAGUCACAAAAUUCUCAAUACAAAAGAAACAAGUCUCUUUAAUUUGUUUCUUCCACGAAUUAAGACAAGUCGGGUUAUCUUUUUCACAGUCAAACACAUUUACCAGUAUGUUUACCCCUGAAUGUAUAUUAAUGAUUAAGGAUGGUUGAAACUUUUCUGUAAUAACAUGUAUAGGUCACGAUGAAAACCAUAUAUUUUCUCCGUUUAUAUUGUCACCCAAUUAUCUUGAUAAAAUAUACUGGACAAUGAAUGCAUUUGAUUACGUGAAAAUAUCAUAAGCUUGAAUAAAACAAUGAUAUCCCCUCUAAUGAUGAUUUUAUGCAAAAUGAAUGCUUGUUAAAAUCUAACGACAGCGUAGAAAUCAUCACGAAUUAAAAAGAGCCAGAGCUUUAUUACUUGCUCUAUACAAGUUAUCAACAACACGCAUUAAACUAGAUCACAUUCCUCUUUGAGAGCUAGCAUUUUUUUUUUAUAUAUUUUUUUUUUCAUUUCUUUUCAAAUAUCGAUUUCUAGGGUUUGCUUACGUCAUAGAAUUCAAUACAAUGCCAUGUAAAUUGAACCAGGAGUGUACUAGUUGAAAUCCAAAUCGUUAAGUGUAAUAAAAGGAAUUUUCAGUAAAUUUGGAAAGGAUAUCAUAAAAUCUUGAAAUGGUAUAUUUCUGUACAUUAGGAAAGAUGCAAAACUGUAUUAACAUUUUGAUACAUUAUCUGAUUUAUUUAAUCCCCUGCAUUUCAAUGUAUACGUAGAGCUUAGAAUAUAUCGUGAAACAUGGUAACAUCUGUCGCACAAGAAGGUAACGAUUUACAUAUAUCACAACUGCACUAAAUAAAUUAGAAUACAUACAUAAGUAAUCAAAACCAAGCAAACUGUGUCUAUUAACAUAUAUGUACAUUUUUUAUGCGGUCUCGCACUUACGCGAUGUCAAUCUCGACAAAUUAGCAUGAGUAUAGAUAUAUCCUUGAUCACAAGACAAUGAUGUAACGUUUAAUGAUAUUGGCGCCAAUUUGACCUACAUUACAUCAACGCUUUCCUCGUUUUUGCUCUACAACAUUCAUUUAUGUGGUCUUGAUUUUCCGAAAGCUUUUCCACUAAUUAUACAUACAAGAAAAGCAUUUUUUAUUACUGCUUUACGUUUUAAAAUAAUAUCAAUUGCAAUUAUAACGCCUUCGUUUUAUUUAUCUUUUACUCCAAUUACAUUUGUGUCGACAAAAAUACAAUUCGACGAGCAUUCAACGGUAUCUAGUAACAUUACAUUUGUUUUCUUUUCUUUUUUAAAUUUUGUUUCUUCCUGAUCGAGUGACAUAUCAUACGGGUAAAACAUUAAGUUUACUUAUGAAUUAAUUGCCGAUAACACUGGAAUGUGUAUAUGACGUUAAGUGUUUGAUUUGUAAAAUUAUUGAUGAUUUUAAACAAGACACAAACGUGAGGUGGCAUAUCUCCUUAAGUCAUUUUUAAAAGUAUAUUUAAACAGUGUCCCUGGUUAAUUCAUUAUAUACAUUUAUAGAUAUCUUGGAUUUUUUACUGUUCUAUUUUCAAAAAUUCAAAGGCUAUGAAAAGCUAUGAUAACCAACUUGCAGUAUGUUUUUAAGAUAUUGAACAUUGGAAAUCUUGCUCUUAUUGUAUUCUUCCUUUGUCAUCUAUGCGCUUACUUCAUGUACAACCGGUAAUUAUUAAGCUGUUACUAACAGGAUGUUGUCUUACCCAACAUGGCAAUAAUAGAUAUGUAGAAACUACCGAAAUACAAUUCACGUUAUGCUUCCAUUAAUUUAUCUAAUUAAAUUGAUUAACUGUGUAAAUACCAAUAUUUAUUUCUUACAAAUAUAGACGAUAUCCUAUCUUCUCGCAUAAUCAAGUGGCAUAUUAAUACAUUGGAUUGUUUCCAAAUACGUAUGGGCCAAAUAAAUAUGGUAAUAUGGUAAAUGUUUACAUUGUUAUUCGUAAAGUUGAAAUUGCUCAUUAUAUUGAUCCCAAGCGUUAAAAUAUUUUUGAUUUUGGGUUAUGUUAAAUUUUUUCACUUAGUCAAUUACCAGUAGGAAGCAAUACGAUCCCUGUUUUCCUUUUCUUAGAUAACAUCAUGACGGUAUAUAAUUACCGUCACAUUAAUGACCAAUAACUAUUUGAGCUGGUAGACCGCAAUUUGUCUAAUUUGGGAAAUUGAUCAAAUUUGCUUUUAUAAUUUGAUAUACUAUACCGUCUGUUGUCGAUGUUAAACACAUAACUACUAAGCAUUUUUGUUUUUAUAAUUUAAUAUACUACACUGUCUGUUACAGAUGUUAAAACCAUAAACACAAAGCAUAUUUGUAAUUUUAAAUAUAGUUGUUCUUCAAAAUCUUGUUAUUUAUUAUCAAUGAGUGAUAUUCUUGAAUAAUGACUCAUUAAUCGAGAUGUUUGAUCACUAAGGUGCUAUGUACAGAUCCCAUAUGUAUACAGUGUAUAUAUAUGUGUAAAACGAUGUUAAUAGAUAAUAAUUGUACUAAUUUACCUAUUAAAACAGCUAUGAGCUGUGCAUGACUGUCAUGAUGUACAGCCUAUUAACUUUAAACCUUGUUGUUUUAAACUCGUAUGUAUCGAAUUAGUUUUACGACAUAUCAAUGAGUAUCAUAUUGGGGUUUUAUUGUUUCAUUCAUUAUUUAGAUACCCGGAAAUUUGAAUUCGAAUCUACAGUUGUGUUAGUAUACCUGAAUGCAUUCUUUGUUGGAUAUAUCGCGAAAAUUAAUGAUAAAUGUUAGUAAAUUUUUAACAUAACAUAACACAGUGCGGUAUUCAAAGUAACGAAAUACGCGUGUUUAACCUUAAGUUUAAAAAUGAAUGAUAUGUUAUCAGCAAAUCUGUCAUCACCAGUCUUGAUCAGAAUGAAUUUCACAUCAAAUUUACUGAGAAAUAAAUAAUUAUCUUUUAAUAGUUGAUAGAUAUAUAUAUUUAUGCAUGCCUUCUAAUUAACACAUAUUGACCAAACUGUCAUGCAUGCUACUUGAACAAUGUGUGUCAUUAAAUUAAAUCUUAUAAUAUAAAUGUUAGGAGUGAAAGUGUCAAUGUGUCUGAGGUGAAUGUCAUUGUGAUAUCAAUUACCAACUAUGUUAACGUAAUUAAAUGAAAUAAGUGUGAUGUAUAACAUUUGGACUUAAUUGUAGAAUUCGUGUCAUAUUGAUAAUUAUUCUCACACUGUUAUCAUCAAGCAAUGUGUCGACGUCACGUGUAUGGUUAUAUAGAUAUACAUAUUGAAUUUUGUUUAUCACGUCAAAAUGACGUCACUUCAUGCCUAAAAUCAUAUUAAUGUAAUAAUCAAAUAUGUCCAUUUGAAAUAAAGAUUCCCAUAUGCUUUUCCAAA
Pecten maximus is the source of this 6537-nucleotide messenger RNA. RefSeq names its product probable G-protein coupled receptor 158. The transcript has 13 exons. Gene Ontology annotation, biological process: G protein-coupled receptor signaling pathway. NCBI's taxonomy places the organism in Eukaryota, Metazoa, Mollusca, Bivalvia, Pectinida, Pectinidae. Gene Ontology annotation, cellular component: membrane. The coding region runs from base 327 to 2678 and encodes 783 amino acids. Gene Ontology annotation, molecular function: G protein-coupled receptor activity. The record is from RefSeq and is a predicted model, not a curated record.